Molecule: messenger RNA, 1395 nt
Organism: Colletotrichum truncatum
Lineage: Eukaryota; Fungi; Ascomycota; Sordariomycetes; Glomerellales; Glomerellaceae
Product: C4-dicarboxylate transporter/malic acid transporter
Biological process (GO): malate transmembrane transport
Cellular component (GO): membrane
Molecular function (GO): malate transmembrane transporter activity
Source: RefSeq, a predicted model, not a curated record
AUGGUAACCUCACCAUCUGUCGAAACUUCAACAAAAAACCAUCAAUCUCAUCCAUCGGUAGAUGCAACUCAAAACAUUCGAUCGCUCAAUAACAGGUUCAUUAUCAUGGCUGUUGUAGACGAAGAAGCAAACAUAUCCAAACCCUCAAUCCGGUCCGGAGACCAGGGCCAAGAGUCAGAUGGCCCUCCCCAGAACGCUCUCAUGGCGACUCUCUCCCGCACCCGAAGCCGGACCAACACCAUACUCGAAAAGGUCUCCCUCCGUGAACGCAUUCACCAUUUCACUUUUGCAUGGUACACCCUCACCAUGUCAACGGGCGGCAUAGCCCUCCUUCUCGCCGAAACGCCCCACCGUUUCCGCGGUCUCGACACAAUAGGCCUGAUCGUCUUUCUCCUCGACAUCGUACUCAUCUUCCUCAUCACCCUUACUCUCUGCCUUCGAUUCUCCUUCUUCCGCAAGGCCCCAGCAAAAGCCAUCACCCACCCCUCCGAGUCUCUCUUUAUCCCCACCUUUUUUCUGUCUCUCGCUGCUGCUCUCUCCAACAUCCAACAUUACGGUGUCCCAAAAUGCGGGCCGUGGCUUAUAGUCGCGCUACGCGUGUGCUUCUGGGUCUACCUGGUUGUCACGUUCUUUGUCUCCGUGGGGAUGUAUCACCUCCUCUUUACCGGUCGCCGUCGGUUAUCGCUGAAUAACAUGACCCCCGUCUGGAUCCUUCCCAUAUUCCCCGUAAUGCUGACGGGCACUCUCGCCGGUUCCAUGUGUCGCUCACAACCGCCAGACCAAGCUUUCGCCAUGCUCGGCGCUGGCCUCGCCGCUCAGGGUCUCGGAUUUCUUGUGUCCACCUUCAUGUACGCAACCUACCUCUCUCGUCUCAUGACAAUCGGCCUACCCGUCCAAAGACCGGGAAUGUUCAUCGCUGUCGGCCCACCAAGCUUCACGGCCGCCGCACUGGUUUCAAUGGCCGCCGACGUGCCGCGUCUCAUCGCUUCGGAAGGCUCUCUCGUCUCGGAAUCCUUGCGCACGGCAGCAUACCUCACCGAAAUGGAGAACCCAGGGACCGUGGCAUUUGCGGUCCGCGCAGUCGCCCUCUUCACCGCUGUCUUCCUCUGGGGCCUGUCCUUCUGGUUCUUCUGCUCUGCAUGCCUGUCGACUUUGUUCGGCAUGCCAGACCACUCGUUCCAUCUCAGCUGGUGGAGUUUCGUCUUCCCGAACGUCGGCUUCACCAUCGCCACCAUCCGCAUAGGCGAGGCGUUCGGAAGUGAGGGUUUAAUGUGGCUGGCUACGGUUUUUACUGUUCUUCUCGUUGCCGUCUGGCUGUUCGUCGGCUUUUGCUGCGUGAGAGCUGUCAUUCGGAGGAAGCUUGUCUGGCCUGGCCGCGACGAGGACAGUGACUAA